Molecule: messenger RNA, 5145 nt
Organism: Fusarium pseudograminearum CS3096
Lineage: Eukaryota; Fungi; Ascomycota; Sordariomycetes; Hypocreales; Nectriaceae
Exons: 1
Coding region: 1-5145 (1714 amino acids)
Source: RefSeq, a predicted model, not a curated record
AUGGCUCAUAGAAUGAGCUGGCGAGCCAUAGUGGCCGCAAUCUUUGUCAUCACUCCAACACCAACCCGUUCUGCCCCAUGCGAAGCCCAGCGUACCGGCAUGCUAUAUGCUGGAGGCUGUCCCCUACCUGGUGUGUGCAGUUGGGGAACUUGCAACACUGUCACUAUCGAACUUGACCCUCAAAAUUGUGGAAAGCGUGGUAACUCAUGCGAGCCUGGUCAACUUUGUGUUGCUGGUGGAUGUUAUUCUCUCGAUACUGGGUCAAGCUCGCAGAGUUGUACUGUCGCCUGUCAGCCUGGCCAGUGGUGUGAUGGUGGCAGCUGCGCUCCUAUCGAGGUGAUGACCAACCCUCGUCGGUGUGGUAGUAAUAGCACAGCAUGUGAUCCAGGAUCUCUGUGCGUCAAUGACAGAUGUCAGAAGAUCGACAUCGGCUCAGACCCAACGUCCUGUGGGGCUUCCAACCAAACAUGCAGCGCAGGAAGCUGGUGUCUCGAUGGAAUCUGCGUCCCAUUCAUCCUCGGAACCAAAGUCCAGUCUUGUAAAAAGACUAGCGAAUGCCCCUUUGGCGCCUCAUGUCGCGGCGGAUUCUGUCGCCAAAUCUCCAUCUCCGCAGACACAUACAAUUGUGGUGAAGGCUCUUCAAAGAACUGCACCGCCGGUCAACUCUGUGUUUCUGGGAAAUGUCAAUCGUUGAACAUCACCGAGGAGGCGGAAACUAAGAGUUGCGGUUCCUCUCAAAAGGGAUGUGACCCUGGUUCCUAUUGCUCGGAAGACAAAUGUUUACCGAUAUCCAUCUCGAUCGACCUAUCAAAAUGCGGUGAUAGCUCGUCACCCUGCAAGGGCGGUCAGGUGUGCGUCUCUGGCCAAUGCAUCAGCAAUUUAAUUGACCAAACGAACACCCAAAGAGUCGCUUGUGGUUCUGGGGCCGGAGGCCCUGGAGCGCGCACUCCUGGAGGAGCCCAGAAUGGAAACAACAGCUCUACAGGAGGAAAUGGUGGCAGCUCGAGCGAUGAAGAUGGUGGAUCUUCCCAAACCUCAGCUGAUCAAGGAGCCUCUUCAGAUGGAGGUGACGACUCUGGAAACCAGGACGGACAGUCUUCGGCCCAAGAUGCUGACGGAAGUUCGUCAGGAGACUCAUCAGCUGGCAAUGACCCAACUUCAGGCCAAACCCAGGGAGGAUCUGGGGGAAGCUCCGACGGCGCUGCAGGUACAGAUGCUCCGGAUUCUGGCUCUAGCUCGGGUAGCAAUGGACAGAAUGGUGCAAACAACGGCCAGGGUGCCUCUAUUCCUGCCUGCACUCCAGCAUGCACCGGCAACUUGGUAUGCAUCAACGGCCAGUGUUCCACGGUCCAGAGCCCAAGUUCUUGUGGUACCGCAACCAGUCGUCUUGUUCGCUUGUUGAAGCGUCAAGCGACAGCGUGUCAGCCAGGCUUUUCCUGCAUCAACAACGAAUGUGUCUCUACGACCGGAGCAGUGAACUGUGGUGCAUCAGGAGUCAAUUGUCCGUUAAACUACGCUUGCAUACAGAAUUCCUGUGUGGCACUCGGCGAUCCAUCUUCCUGUGGAGGUGACGUCUGCGGCAGUGACGAGGUUUGCUUGGGCAAUGUAUGCACAACAAACGCUGGUUUGGCUAGCUGCAGAAACGUGUCUUGCGCCACGGGAGAAACUUGUCAGAAUGGAGCGUGUGUCGCUAUCGGUAAUGCCGGUUCUGGAGGUUCCUCCAAUCCACAGGGAAGCAGUUCGGACAGUGGAAAUACCGGCAACAAUGGUGGUAGUUCUUCCUCUGGUGAUGGAGCCAACGACAACGCAGAUGCGGGCCAAGGAGGUAGCGGCGCUGAAGAUCCGGAGCCACAAACUGGUAGCACACAAGGCCAAGGCUCAGGAGGAGACACUGGAAGCCCCGGAGCUGGCUCAUCAUCAGGAACAGGCUCUGGAUCAGGUGGUGACAAUGGAUCUGGUGGCGGAUUAAACUCUGCCAAUGGUUCAGGCGACGACUCUGCUUCCGAUGAUGGUGCUGGUGGCAAUACGGGUGGAGGGUCGAACGAAGGUAAUGGAUCUGGAACAAAUUCAGGAUCAGGAUCGGACUCGGGAGAUGGCUCGACUGGAUCAUCCUCAGGCAAUAGCUCUGGUUCUGGCACCAGCGGCGACGGCAAUGCUGGUACCGACCCAGAUGCAGGAUCCGGCUCAGGCAGCGGGACAGAUGGAAAUGGCGACAACCCUGGGACAGAUCCGAGCACCGGCUCACCUGCUGGGAAUGGAUCUGGCUCUGGCUCUGAUGCUGGGUCGGGGUCUGGGUCUGGAGGUAGCGAUGGUGGAGAUGGCGACAACCCUGGAGCAGAACCGACUACUGGCUCACCCGCUGGCAAUGGCUCCGGUUCCGGCUCUGGUUCUGACGGCGGUGAUGAUUCCGGUGGAAGUGGUGGUAAUUCUGGGUCAGACCCCAUCACUGGCUCGCCUUCUGGGAAUGGCUCUGGGUCUGGAGAUGGCGAUGAUCCCGGCGACAACAGCGAGCCUUCUGACAGCACUGGUACGGGUUCUGAUGGCAGCCCUACUUCAGCAAGUGGCGCGACUCAAAGUGAUGAUUCUCAAGGCGAUGGCUCUGGAGGCGACAGCACUGAAGAUGGUGGCGCUGGAGGUAAUGCCUCACAGACUGCAUCACCGCCUAACCUGACGGGAGAACCCGAAGGAAAUGGUUCAGAUGGUGAUGACAGCACUGAUGCCAGUGGUCUGGAAUCUUCGAGCACAUCAGCGGAUUCUGAACCUGAAGAGUCAGAUGGUGCAUCCCCACCAGGGGGCGAUGGUUCGGGAACAGCAGAUCCCACGGACGGUACAGCACAAAGUUCUAUCCUAUCCGAAGGUGCACCUAUCAUCAACCCCGGCCCAACUUCAACAACUUCAACGGCCUCAUCGACCUCAUCUACAGAGGCAACUGCUACUAGUACCGGAAUUACAGGAGGCCUUCAGGGGAAUCCAUCAAGUAGACCAGAUUCUGGAGAAAGUGACUCGUCGACUACAGAUGUCGACGGCGAUGGUAGUACUUCGGAAUCCACAUCCACGAAUACUGGCGGCGGAGGCGACUCGUCAACUCAAACAUCUGGAACAGAUGGAUCUACGACUACCUCUACUGUGGAUAGCACAGAUCCUGAAGACCAAACAACCACAAGCAGCAAUCUGCCUUCCGAGACUGGAUCUACCCCUUGUACGGUAGACGAGGACUGCACCGGACUUUCCAUCGGGCUGUGCGCCCUCUCUGACACAGCUUGCAUUUGCCUGAAUUCUGUUUGCCAACCAGACCCCGACGUCAGUAGUUCCUCUACCGGCAUAGAUCAGGGAGCUGAAACGACUGGAUCCUCUGAUGCUGAGCUAACUGGCACUGGGUCAACCAGCACUGAGCCAACUGGAGCUGAUCCAACUGGUGCCGAGUCAACUAGUGGACAGUCAUCAACAGUCACCAACCCCGGUACUUCACCUACCGAUGGAACUCAGACGCCCUGCUCAGAGGACAACGACUGUGUCCUCAAUGUCGACCUUUGUGUUGUCGCAGGAAUCAACAUAUGUGGUUGUGCAAAUGGUGUCUGUGUUCAAACCACUGACCCCGAGACCGUUUCCACACUUUCCGCCAGUUCUACCACAACAUCCCAGACACAGGACGCGGGCAACCCUGGGCCCACGGAUGGCUCAGACCCUACAACAUGUGCUGAAGACUCUGAUUGCGUGGCGAAUGCUGCUCUGUGUCUCGAUGGUUCGUUGAACCUUUGCACUUGUGUUGAUGCUGUCUGUGUUUUGGGAACUGCUUCCGGCAGCAACACUGCGUCAGCAACGGAUACGACUUCUCAGACUCAGACCUCAGAUGGUUCUACACCGACCGAUGGCACCGAGCCCACCAGUUGCAGUGAAGAUGAUGACUGCGUUGUAAAUGCUGGUCUAUGUCUCAGUGGAGUAUUGAACAUUUGCGCCUGUGUCGACGCUGUCUGCGUUCCUACCAAUGACCCUGAUGGCAAUCCUGCAUCAUCACAGACCCAAGACGCGGAUCCUGGUACAGUGACAAAUGGCGCCGAGGUCACAGCAUGCACUGAUGAUAACGACUGCUUGGCAAACGUCGGGUUAUGCCUUGACGGUCUAUUGAACCUUUGCACUUGCGUCAACGCUGUCUGUGUCCAAGACACAACCCCCAGCAGCACUCAAUCUGCCGAUGGCACAGAUAAUACAGCAACUCCCGGCGGAGGUGGAGCAGGCAAUUCAGUAGCCUGUUCCUCAUCUGACGACUGUUUUGCUGAUGCAUCACUAUGCAUAGUCGGUGGACUCAAUCUGUGUAUAUGUUUGAACGCGGUCUGUGUUCUUGCCAGCCCCAACUCAAAUAACGGCGCAACCGAUGGUGCCGGCUCAACUGGCGGAGAUCAGGGCGCAGGAUCAAACGGCGGCUCCACGGCCACUGGUUCAAUAGACUGCGCAACAGACCAAGACUGUGUAGCUGCUAUUGGAGCCAGCGCAUUAGGUCUGUUUGCUUGUAUCGAUCUCAUUUGCGAACAGACUGCGACAGCAACAGCAUCUGUUCCCUCGGCCACCGGAGUCUCUUCUGCGAACGAUGCCACAUGCACUUCCGAUGAUGAUUGUGCCACUGCGCUUAGUGCCGGGAUUUUGGGUAUAUUUGUCUGCGUCGACUUGCUUUGUGAGCGAGUUUCCAACACCAACACGGUGUUUUCAACUGUUACGACUGGCACCACCUCUGCUCCUACUGCUGGUCCGAGCGAUACGGGCGACAACACGUCUGUAUCAUGUUCCAUUGACUCGGACUGUACCGUGGCAGGCGAGACAUGUUCGUCAGGUGUCUGCCGUGCGACAACUCCGAGCACUGGCAGUGGAGGCAACGACCCAUGUAGCGACACUACUGACUGCCUCUUAUCAGUCAACCCGCUGUGUGCGCUUGGUCUUUGUGUCUGUCUCAGUGGUGUCUGCGGUCCCGACUCAAGUCAGAUGGAUACAUGUACAUCAGACGGGCAAUGUGGAAGUGGGCAAACUUGCCAGUCAGGUGUUUGUGUCGACGAGGUUACUUGCGACACGCGACAAGAUUGCGUGGCCGACCUUAAUCUUUGCACGAUUCUGGGUAUCUGUGUUUGUGUCAACGGACUGUGCCGUUUGCCGUGA